Arabidopsis lyrata subsp. lyrata is the source of this 918-nucleotide messenger RNA. RefSeq names its product GTP-binding protein SAR1B. Gene Ontology annotation, cellular component: endoplasmic reticulum exit site; COPII vesicle coat. Lineage: Eukaryota; Viridiplantae; Streptophyta; Magnoliopsida; Brassicales; Brassicaceae. The record is from RefSeq and is a predicted model, not a curated record. Gene Ontology annotation, molecular function: GTPase activity; GTP binding. Gene Ontology annotation, biological process: endoplasmic reticulum to Golgi vesicle-mediated transport; membrane organization; vesicle organization. The coding region runs from base 137 to 718 and encodes 193 amino acids. The transcript is spliced from 3 exons.
GUUACGGCAUAGUUAUAUAUCUCCAUCAACGAAACGAAACUUUGAUUUUUGGUUCUUCAUAUCUCCCGAUUCUGUUCUGGUGGUGUUUAUUGUUUAUCGUUUGUGGAUUCUAAUUAGAUCUGAGGAAGACGACGUCAUGUUUUUGUUUGAUUGGUUCUAUGGAAUAUUUGCCUCGUUAGGUUUGUGGCAGAAAGAAGCGAAGAUCUUGUUUCUAGGCCUGGACAAUGCCGGAAAAACUACUUUACUUCACAUGCUAAAAGACGAGAGAUUAGUUCAGCACCAGCCAACACAGCAUCCCACGUCGGAGGAACUUAGCAUUGGCAAAAUCAAGUUCAAGGCCUUUGAUUUGGGUGGCCAUCAGAUUGCUCGUCGGGUUUGGAAAGACUACUAUGCCAAGGUUGAUGCUGUUGUCUACCUAGUGGAUGCUUACGACAGGGAGAGAUUUGUGGAGUCGAAAAGAGAGCUAGACGCUCUUUUAUCAGAUGAAGCCUUAGCAAAUGUUCCCUGUCUUAUUCUUGGCAACAAGAUUGAUAUUCCUUAUGCAUCCUCAGAAGAUGAGCUCAGGUAUCACUUGGGUCUCACCAAUUUCACUACCGGUAAAGGCAAUGUGAGUCUUGAAAACUCUGGUGUUCGUCCCCUUGAGGUCUUCAUGUGCAGCAUCGUUCGCAAAAUGGGUUAUGGUGAAGGGUUUAAAUGGCUAUCUCAGUAUAUCAAGUAGACAGCAUUGGUGAUUGCUUCACGGUUUAUGAAUGAGACAUCCAAUUUUUCUAUUUGAAAAGACAUAAACUCUCUCUAUUCUAGUUUUCUCUAAGUUUUAAUAGUAGUAAGUCGUCUCCAAACUUGUUGUGCAUUAUACUAUUGAAGUAGUUGUGUUUCUUUGUUGAAUCAACCCGAACAAAAUGGAUUCUGUUCUAAUCA